GGCGACCGAGUAGAAAUAACAACAGAUGCAUUAAUAAUGGCCAGGAGCUUUGUAGUAAACAUGCAUAGAUACUUUUAAUAGUUAAUGUUAUCAACUUAAUGUUCAACCGGACCAAGAAGAUAAUACCGAGACUGCUCAACUGUUGUAAGACAACAAAACUUUUCUGCAUUGCCCUAAGAUGUCAGCGAUAGAGUCCCAUGUUUCCCUUAUUUUGGAGGACUUGAGCAAAAAGGCUGUAGCCGAAAUCAUUAAAUUGUUUGACCGCACCUUUGCUGCUUUCAUCCAAGAACUUAAUAAGAAACAGAGUGAUAUUGAUCGUCUGACCAAGAAGCUGGAAGAGUCCAACAACAACGCGAAUCAAGUCCAUGUGAACACAACGAGACAACCCUUGAGAAAGCCAUCCUCGCUACAGCACGUUGAACCUCUUGUCACCGCGCAAGAAAGUAAUUUCGAGCAUGAUUAUUCCACACAAGUUCAGCAGUUGGAUUCUCCCGUGAAACUUGAGUUCAUUUUUGAAGGUGACGAUGGUGAUGAUGAAGAUGAUGAUGAUGACGAAGCACACCCUGUGGUCCAAAUAGAAGAACAACCACCAGAAGAGGACACAGCAGCUGCAGGCCUAUUCACAGAGCCUCCUGUGGAUUCCUCCAAGUCAGAGAGUGAAGAGGAAGAGAAGGAGGAGGAAGGAAGGGAGGAAGGCGGCGAUGAUGAUGAUGAGGAGGAGGAGGAGGAGGAGGAGGAGGAGGAUGAUGUGCUGGAGCUGGAGUCAGACACGUCUGGUCCAAGUCAAAGCCAGACCUCCGGAGCUCCACAAAAGAAGAGGAAGGUGGGAGGUGACCCUAAGACCCUAAAACAUUUGAACAAUAGGCUGAAACGCUGCAAAGACUGCAACAAAUACUUUUCUUAUCGGUCCGACUGGGCAAAGCACCGCGCCUUGGUGCACUUGCAAAAGGAGCUGCCGGCCUGCCAAGUUUGCGGCAGCACCUUCUUGACCACAUACCUGUUGACUGUUCACAUGCGCUCUCAUACGGGAGAGAGACCCUACGGCUGUGAAAUUUGUGGCAAAACCUACAUCUAUCCAUCUGCGCUUAGGAUGCAUAUGAGGAUCCAUGAUACAAAUCUGAAAUGAAGCGCGUGUGGUAGCAGGGAAGAGCAGCCACUGGAACACGAUCCAUCGAGAAGACGCCGCAUUUCCACCAGGUCUUGUGUGAAGUGUGGCAAGACCAAGUAUAAUCUGUGACGUUCGUAGAAGAAGAAGAAAAGCCGAGUGCAGGGUUGGGGGUCAAUUGGUUGAAGGAAAAAUCAGGUGCUCUUCAGAAAGGACACCAAAGAUGUCAUGCUUCUGAAUGUCAUGACUAGGGAUGCACGAUGUAUCGGCCAGAUGUAUCGGUAUCGGCCGAUAUUUGACAUUUUUCAACACAUCGGACAUCGGUCCGAUGGGUAAAACUGGGCCGAUGUUAACGCCAAUGUUUUUUUGUAUGUUACGGUUCUAAAAGAUUGGACUUGACAGUGACUUUCAUUGUUUGUCUUCUAGUUUGUCUCUAUUUUUUUAUCUAAUUUUAUCACAGGGAGUUAAAAAGUGUUUUUGGAAAUAAGAGGACAUUCAAAAAUUCAGUUUGUUUAUCAUUGUCAGUCUGUAUUAAAUGUUAUCUCUUAAAAAACAAAACAAAAAAAACAUCGGUAUCGGUUAAUAUCCGUUAUCGGCCAAAACCGCAAUAUCAAUAUCGGAUAUCGGUAUCGGCCGAAAUUUGAACUACCGGUUCAUGUUUAACAUACAGUACAAGUUCUGUAGCCAGGGAAUUCCCUUGCUGCCUUGUGCGCAUUCGUUCUCAUGGAACCCCUCACUGAAAUCUUCACCCGAGUUUGGGAACAUGGCAACAGAUAUGUGAUUAUAGCCGUUUUCUCUCUGUCCUUAAGCCUGACUUUUGGCCUUUGACCUUCUGUACCCAAUGAUGGAAUUGUAAAUUAAUGUCAAAUCCAAUCAUAAAACCUUAAUUUACAUCCAUGUAAGUAAAAAUGUGUUGUAUUAAAAAUGCACAUUUCGAAAAUAUCAAUUUUUUCACAUGUUGAACACCUGUCCCCUGGGUUUAUUGUCAUUUCCACUACUCAGUACAAACUAAAAUCUCAG
Engraulis encrasicolus (European anchovy) is the source of this 2125-nucleotide messenger RNA. Its product is annotated as glutamic acid-rich protein-like. Gene Ontology annotation, biological process: regulation of transcription by RNA polymerase II. The record is from RefSeq and is a predicted model, not a curated record. Bases 179 to 1126 code for a protein of 315 amino acids. The transcript is spliced from 2 exons. Gene Ontology annotation, cellular component: nucleus. NCBI's taxonomy places the organism in Eukaryota, Metazoa, Chordata, Actinopteri, Clupeiformes, Engraulidae. Gene Ontology annotation, molecular function: DNA-binding transcription factor activity, RNA polymerase II-specific.